Molecule: messenger RNA, 2934 nt
Organism: Hemicordylus capensis (graceful crag lizard)
Lineage: Eukaryota; Metazoa; Chordata; Lepidosauria; Squamata; Cordylidae
Gene: LRRC31
Product: leucine rich repeat containing 31
Exons: 9
Coding region: 1-1668 (555 amino acids)
Molecular function (GO): protein binding
Source: RefSeq, a predicted model, not a curated record
AUGUGGAAGGGAGCAAGAGAGUGGGGAGGGGGGACAACUUCACCACACCGGAUUGGAGCAGAAGGGGCCAAAGUUAGCCUUAAAACCAAGUGGAGAUCAGAUGACAUCCUUCAGAUGCCCAGAGCUAGGAGCAUCGUUGCUGAGAAGGAAUUAACCCCACUGGAGCCUCAAGUGAUGGAUAAUCUGCCACUUUCUAUUUCUAAAGCAGGCUCGGCAUUGUGUCAUUGGAGAGUCACACAGUUCUUGAAGAAAUGGGGCAAACAGCCCAAUAACAAAGUUUUGGACUUAAAUAAUUGUGCAUUGAAUGCAACAGACAUAACGGCACUCAUUGCCAUGAUACCUUUGCUGCCAGACCUGGAAGAGAUUGAUCUUUCCUGGAAUGAUUUCAUAGGAGGAGCUCUUGAGCCUCUUGCCCUUCAGUUCAAACAUCUGCAAGAGCUAAAAGUUCUCCGAUUGAGCAACUGCAGACUAACAGCCAAGGAUGUUGCUUCUUUAGGAGAAGCUCUUGAAGUCCUUCCACACCUUGAAGCACUGGAUUUAUCAUGGAAUAACGACAUUGGUGGGAGCUUUUCCCUUCUAACCCCCAAAAUCGCCAAAGGCUGUAAACUUAAAACACUAAAGGUGACAGAUUGCUGUUUAAAGCCUGAAGAUGGUCAGUCACUAGCUCAACUUCUAAACAGGACCUACAGCCUUGAAGUACUGGACCUGUCUAUUAAUAAAAAUGUAGGAUAUUGUCUGAAGAGUAUUGCUCAAGAAUUAAAAUAUGUCUCUGGCCUGAAAGUACUCAAUUUGCACAUGUGUGGAUUAAAGAAAGAUGGAUUCCAGUGUUUAAGUGCUGCUUUAGAACACUUACUGGAACUAAGAACAUUAGACGUGUCAUGCAAUAAAGGAAUUGGAGGAGGUUUCCAGAACUCAGCAGCUCAGUUGUCCGGUCUAAGUCACCUUGAAGUCCUGGAUCUUCAUCAGUGUUGUAUUACAGAAGAGGACAUGACAGUCUUAACCCAGAUAAUUCCUCUUUUGUCAAACCUUAAAGAGCUGAAUUUGUCAUCAAAUAAAAGUGUUGGGAUGUCUUCUGAACACCUUCUCAGCCGGCUCCGAUUUUUACCUAACUUGAAAUCUGUGCUCCUCAGCAAUUGCUCUUUACAGAAUGAGUCAUUUGCAUCUUUAGCCGAAGCUGCCCUUCACCUUCCUGAACUGGAGAUAUUAGACCUUUCUUGGAAUAAAUGCGUUGGCGGGAACCUAAAGCUGAUUUUGAAAGCGCUAAACCUUGGAGCUGAGAUCCAAGUGUUAAGACUGAGCAGCUGCAGCUUGAUAGAUGAGGAUCUGGCAUGCUUUGCCCUGGUUAUCCAAGCUGGGCAUCUGACUAAACUACAGAAGCUGGACCUUAGCUAUAACCACCACAUCUCGGACCACGGAUGGGCAACGUUCUACCAAGGCCUCGUGGCCCUCGAGCAGCUUUCCGAACUGGAUGUCAGUCUUCGGCCAUCAUUGUGCUGCGAUUGUGGGGAAUGGUUUAGCCAACUGUUGGCUCUCUUGCCAAAGCUACUCAUGCUCACAGAGCUGGGCCUGCAAGGCUGGGUUCUCUCCAAAGACCAACAGAAAAAACUGGAAAGUAUCUGCCAAAACAAUGUACUAAAUAUUCAUGUUGACUUUGGGCAUGGGGCCUGAAUUUCUGGACUAGCACAAUGGUCACCAGCUGGUGGCUCAAGAGCUCGUGUGUGUGUGUGUGUCCCCAUCAGUCUGUCACUUUGGUGCAUGCCUUCUGUGUUCACCAUCGCUGCUGCUGCUGCUCCUGCCACUCACUCUGUGCUCUCCAUUCCCAGACAAGCCCGUUGCGCAUGCGCUCCCCCAUGCCCAGCCAAGCUGGCAAGCAGUGGCAGCAAACUGGCAUGGCAGCAGCAGCAGAAUCAUCUGACCUGUAGGGUAGCAAGAGUGGCCAGCCGGCCAACCAGAAGAGAGGGGAGGGGGCAGAUGAGUGAGGCAGUCCGUGUUCCAAGGACAUCUUGGAACACUAGUAGUUCCGCCCCUGGCUGGCUUCUACCAGAAAGGCCGGGUGAGACCCCUGUCUGAAAUCCUGAAGAGCUGCUGCCAGUCAGUGCAGACAAUACUGAGCUAAAUGGACCAGUGGUUGGACUCAUGAAAUAGCUCCAUAUGUUCACAGAUAGGGGACACUGAAGCUCUUCUCUCUGGCUCCUGGGAUUUCAUUGCAAGAAUGUAAGAAUUGCCUGGCUGGACCACUACUCCGUCAACUAAUUCUAAACAUCAGAAAAGUAUUUCUUGAUUUGUGAACAUUUUUGCACAUUCUUUCUCCCCACGUUUUGUGUGUGUCUUUAUUCUCCUGGCUUUUUCUUCACAUCCUUUCUUAAAAUGCUCCUUCAUACUAUAAACCAAUAACAUAGUUAUUUCUUUUUGCCCUUCCCUUUGUCUUUGCCCUUCCCUUUGUCUUUUUUCCCUUUCCCUUUGUCUUUUUCCUUGCCCUUCUUCUCUUUCUUCUCUUUCUUGACUUUCCUUAGCAUUUUUAAGAUUUCAGCAUAGGCUCCGAUCCCCUUCCGCACCAUUAUGCCACGCCACCAAGCCUGGACCUGAAAAAGCCAAAAGGAUGUUAAAAUUGUCAAAAAAGCAGGUUUUCAAAUUUCAAAUGUUUGGGGCAGUGAUGGAUUCUACAUUCUGUUGUCUUCCUAAUUGGGGACAGGGUGGUGUAGGGUCAGUGAUAUAAAGAGGGGUGGGGGGAAUUAACCCUCUGGCAGGUAUACUCGCCUAAGGAGUCCUACUCUUCCUCUUUUCACAUCCAUUUAACAUCACUCCUUUCUAUCAGUGGCUCUGGCCCUUUCUUUACAGAAUCCGACAUUUUAUUAUGUAACUAGUUUUUUUUAGGCCCGUAAAUUAACGAGCGCUAGGAGAGUUGUGCGCUCCACCUGUGGCCUCCGCGGCCAG